Bipolaris maydis ATCC 48331 is the source of this 1263-nucleotide messenger RNA. RefSeq lists its product as uncharacterized. Gene Ontology annotation, molecular function: peroxidase activity. NCBI's taxonomy places the organism in Eukaryota, Fungi, Ascomycota, Dothideomycetes, Pleosporales, Pleosporaceae. The record is from RefSeq and is a predicted model, not a curated record.
AUGUACAUACUCCCGCUUCUCCUCUCCAUCUAUGUCACUUCUACUGUUGCCUUUCCUUGGAUAGCGAAUCAGCCUGGUGUGAACCCCAGCAUCUUCAGGAACGCUCAUCCGGUCGAAAAGCGCCAGGAAAACUGUCCUUUCAAUCCUGAUCAUAAGGGCGCUGCUCCAUACACAGAGCCUUACACCUACACAGGAGCAAAGAAUGGCGUUCCUGGUAACCAGAGAGGUGGUAUUAAAGUUCCAGCAGACGGCGAUACUGCCCAUGCUUACACCCCUCCUGGACCCAAUGAUAUUCGCGGUCCAUGUCCUGGUCUAAAUGCGCUCGCAAACCAUAACUUUAUUUCUCACGAUGGAAUCACAAACUUCCAAGAGCUUGUCGAUGCUCAGCAAAACGUCUUCAACGUUGGCUAUGAUCUAUCCAUCGUCCAUACCGUGCUGGGCAUGCAAGCUGGCGGCGAUUUUAUUACUGGACGCUUGAGUAUCGCAUGCGAUGCUACAUCGCGUACAGCCCUCUUUCCUGCUCUUGCCCGCCAGCCCGGUCUCAAUGCACACAACAAGUUUGAGGCUGAUUCGUCACUCACGCGUAACGACUACUUUCUUGCAGAUGGCGACAAUUACAGUUUUAACGGUACGCUGUUUGCACAGAUGAAGAAGGUUGCCGAUGAAGUCUCUGGCGGAAAGUUCGAUCGCAAUGCUCUUGCCAAGUACCGUAGCGACCGGUACGACGACUCUGUAUCCAACAAUCCAAACUUCCUUUUCAGUCCCUUGGCAAUAAUCCUCUACGGAGCCGCAGCCUUCCUUUACGAACUCUUCCCUAGCUACGGUAAUAAAGGCACUCCCGAUCUCGAGACAAUGAAGACUUUCUUCGGUGCCGUCGAGGACCCUUCCGCGCCAGGAGGCUGGCAUCAUGUCCCCGAGCGUAUCCCCGAAAACUGGUUUUCGCGCGUUGAGCCAUACAGUGUUACUGAUGCCGUGACCGAGAUCCUUACCAUGUAUCUUCAAUACCCCAAGCUGUUUGGUGGAAAUGUCGGUACUGGCAAUUUCAACGCCCUUAGCACGCCGUUUGAUAUUAUUCGCGAUGGAAAGCUACCGGAUGAGGUGACGGUGAAGGAUAUGAUGUGUUUGCUGUACCAAUUGGCCGUUAGCCCGGUGCCUGGUAUGUUCGGUGCUGUGACUGAUAUCACUGGUGCGUUCUUGAAUUUUGCAACUUCGAAGCUGAAUCCUGCGUUCAAUAAUACAGGAUGUCCGCUUAAGGUUGGGUGA